Ascochyta rabiei is the source of this 258-nucleotide messenger RNA. RefSeq lists its product as uncharacterized. The transcript has a single exon. The coding region runs from base 1 to 258 and encodes 85 amino acids. NCBI's taxonomy places the organism in Eukaryota, Fungi, Ascomycota, Dothideomycetes, Pleosporales, Didymellaceae. The record is from RefSeq and is a predicted model, not a curated record.
AUGGCUAUCCUACGCACUCUCACGACUAAGAUCAAGACGAAGAUGUCGCCCUCGUCAUCGCCAACUACGUCACCAACUUCACCACAAGUCUCCUCCUUCGAGAGGGUCAGUGGGCGCAAGGACUUCAGCAUGCAGCGACCCGGAACACAGUUGAGAACAGACUCAUUCACCCAAUACGGUGAUGUCUAUGAAGCACCAAAAGAGACGGAGAAGAAGGAAAAGAGAGUCAGUCGCUUCCGCGAGGAGCUUUUUGAAUAA